This is a messenger RNA of Aureobasidium vineae, 798 nucleotides long. The record is from the annotation of a GenBank genome assembly. Lineage: Eukaryota; Fungi; Ascomycota; Dothideomycetes; Dothideales; Saccotheciaceae.
AUGCACAUCAAAGACAGGCUCUUCGUCAUUUCUGGUGGCUCGUCUGGCCUAGGUCUUGCCACAGCUCGUAAUCUCCAUGAGAGAGGAGGUUAUAUCGCCAUCCUUGAUCUCAACGCCGACUCUGGAGCAGAAGCCAUCAAGGAGCUUGGUUCUGAAAAGUCUCAGUUCUUCGAAGCUGAUGUCAGUGAUACUGAGAGUAUCAGGAAAGCUGUAGCGGGGGUCUCAGAAUGGAUUCAGGAGACCGGAAAGCCCAUUGGUGGUAUCAUUAGCGCGGCUGGCGUAGGAAACCCUGGAAAGACANNGAUGAUUGAUCGUAACAACGAGCCGCUCUCCUUGUCGUCCAUUGAUUUUGUUCUGAACAUCAACCUUCGAGGCACUCUGGAUUUCGUACGCCAACUGCUCCCACUCAUGACUAAGAAUCAACCUACAGAGCCGGACAAGGAGCGAGGUUGUGUGAUCUUGGUCAGUUCUUCGGCCGCGUACGACGGACAACCAGGACAAGUUUCGUACGCUGCCAGCAAAGGAGCGGUAAGGUCGAUGACACUACCUAUGGCCCGCGAUCUUGCACAGUUCGGCAUUCGCGUGGUGACGAUCGCGCCUUCGUUGUUUGAGUCCAACAUGACAGCCAUGAUGAGCGACAAGGUUCGAAAGUCGCUUGAGCGUGUUAUGGAGUUCCCAAAGAGGGCGGGUAAAGGCGAAGAAUUCGCCGAGUUGACAAGACAUGCAAUUGAGAAUGUCAUGUUGAAUGGCGUCGCGCUACGGCUGGAUGGUGCUAUGCGGAUGCCGUCGAGAUUGUGA